Tetrahymena thermophila SB210 is the source of this 837-nucleotide messenger RNA. Its product is annotated as cyclic nucleotide-binding domain protein. NCBI's taxonomy places the organism in Eukaryota, Ciliophora, Oligohymenophorea, Hymenostomatida, Tetrahymenidae. The record is from RefSeq and is a predicted model, not a curated record. Gene Ontology annotation, molecular function: small GTPase binding; GTPase activator activity. The transcript has 10 exons. Gene Ontology annotation, biological process: activation of GTPase activity; nucleocytoplasmic transport. Gene Ontology annotation, cellular component: nucleus; perinuclear region of cytoplasm; cytosol.
AUGAAAUUAGUAAAAAGAGAGAAGACAUAAUAAACAUUAUACUUUGAUUCUUUAGAAAAAUUUUUAAACUCUUCACUUGAAUCUCAUACAGAUCUUGAAAUAAAAAUAUGGAUUUUUGAAGACUAAAACAACCAAGAGGGAAAACCACUUUUCCUAAAUGCUUUAACUAAAUGCAUUAAUCUUUCUAUUUUGAAAAUCCAUUUGGACUAUAAUGAAAUUGAUUGUAGGAGAGUUAUUGAUUUGGGUUCUUCUUUUGCAAGCUGCUAAAGUCUCUUUGAUUUAACACUCUAUCUUUGCAAUAAUUAAAUUGACGAUGAUGGCAUAAUUGGAUUGGGACAAGCUUUACUUAAAUGUGCUAACCUUUAAAAGUUAAUGCUUGAUAUUGGUAAUAACAGUUUUGGGUAAAAUGGUGCUUCAGGACUAGGUUCUGCAUUCGCAAGCUUCCCUAGACUUUAGAUUUUGGAAUUAGAUCUUUAUGAUAAUUACAUUCAAUAAUAAGGUGCAUCUGGAUUGGUUUCUGGAUUAUCAAAAUGCAAAAAUCUUUCUAACUUGAAGCUUUAUAUUGGCAAUAAUGAUAUUUAAAGUAAAGGAGUAUAAGGUAUAGCCUCUGCUUUAUAAAAUUUUACUAAGCUUUUAACUUUGUCACUAAAUUUAUGCCAUAAUUCCAUAAACGAUGAUGGAAUUUCAAGUUUAGGAAUCGCUUUACAGUAUUGUAAUUAUCUUCAAAGUUUGGCUCUCUACACUUUUGGAAAUAAAAUUAGUAGAGCCUAAUGUCUGAAAUUAACAAAAAAAGUGCUUAGAAUUUAAAAGCUGGUAAAUUAUAAGAUCUCUAUUUGA